UGGAGAGGCCCCCGCGCGGAGCCGGUGCCCGCGGAGCCCCUCCGCUCGAGUCUUUCGCACUGCGAGCUCGAGCUCUCCAAGUACCGAAUGCUUUCCUCGCGUGCGUGCCCCCAGAGUCGAUCGGAGAGCCCUGCAUGGGCUGCUGCUGUUGAGAGAUUGGCCGUGACCCCACGUCGGGUUGCUAUGGAGCCGGUGCGUUCAUGUUACUGAAAAUGGUCUGCGUGCGGAAUGCGAGGGCGAGGUCUGUGGGGAGUGUUCCGGCAGCGACUGAGACGUCUAGGUUUUGGUGCAAAUGAAUACCUUAUUUCUCAACAACAUCUUCAGAUCAGAGCCAUGUCGGGAGAUCUAGCGGUUGUCGCGAAGGACAAGGAAGCUAGUUCCAAAGGCACCAUGCAGACGCAAAUUACCACUGAUCCCCCACGGGGAACCAGAGAUUUUCCUCCUGAGGACAUGCGCAUGCGAACAUGGCUCUUCGAUAAAUUUAGAGAGGUGUCUAGGUUGUUUGCAUUUGAGGAAGUUGACUUUCCGAUGGUGGAAUCGGAGGACCUUUACACCCGUAAAGCUGGCGAAGAGAUCGUUGGACAGCUCUAUAAUUUUGAGGACAAAGGUGGUAGAAAGGUUGCCCUUCGACCCGAGCUCACACCCUCUUUGGCUCGCCUUGUUCUGCAGAAAGGGAGAGCUCAGUCCUUCCCUUUGAAGUGGUUUGCUAUUGGUCAGUGCUGGCGGUAUGAGCGUAUGACUCGAGGCCGUCGUAGGGAGCACUACCAGUGGAAUAUGGACAUCAUUGGCGUUCCCGGAGUUGAGGCUGAAGCUGAACUCUUAUCAGCCAUCGUGACGUUUUUCACUAAACUCAACAUUACGUCUGAUGACGUUGGGAUCAAAGUUUCAAACCGAAAGGUCCUCCAAGCAGUGCUUGAGAAGUAUGACAUCCAGCCUGAUUCCUUUGCAGCAGUGUGUGUAAUCGUUGAUAAGUUGGAUAAGUUACCGAGGGAGGAAAUCGAGAGUGAGCUGGACAAGGCUGGCGUUCCUUCCGUGGCCAUUGAGGGAAUCUUGCAAGCUCUCACUCUUCAAUCUUUUGAUGAUCUUGAAGCUUUAAUAGGAGCAGAGAGUGGUGCAGUUGCAGAAUUGAAACAACUCUUCGCCUUGGCAGAGGGUUAUGGUAUCCAGGAUUGGCUAAGGUUUGAUGCCUCAGUCGUUAGAGGCCUGGCAUACUACACUGGGACUGUGUUUGAGGCUUUUGAUAAGGAAAAGAAACUGCGAGCCAUUUGUGGGGGUGGUCGUUAUGACAGGCUGCUCUCCACUUAUGGAGGCCAAGACACGCCUGCUUGUGGAUUUGGUUUUGGUGAUGCUGUUAUUGUUGAGCUUCUGAAGGAGAAAAAGUUGCUGCGUGCCUUCCCUCACGAGGUGGACGAUGUCGUGAUGGCUUUGGAUGAUUCAUUAAAGAUUCCUGCAGCAGGAAUCGCUAGUCGCUUGCGCAGUACUGGCCGGGUUGUGGAGCUUGUUAUUGAGAAGGGCAAGAAAAUGAAAUGGGUGUUCAAGCACUGCGAGACGUUGAAAGCUAAGCGCCUCGUACUACUUGGUACCACUGAAUGGAAGGAGGGGAAAGUACUCGUUAAGGACUUGAAUUUACGGGAACAGACUGUUAAGACUGUGGAUGAGCUUAUCGCAAGUUCAUAGCCGUCUUGCGUAGAUGUGUACACUAUCAGACGGCUCGUACAUUCUUUGAGAGGCUCGUUCCUCAGUUCUUAUCUUAUGUCUGAGAAGUAAUUCAUGAAUUACAGUAUUCAUCUUACGUUCCACACUGAAAAAGUUUCCAUUUUUGUGCAA
Molecule: messenger RNA, 1827 nt
Organism: Physcomitrium patens
Lineage: Eukaryota; Viridiplantae; Streptophyta; Bryopsida; Funariales; Funariaceae
Product: histidine--tRNA ligase, chloroplastic/mitochondrial
Biological process (GO): histidyl-tRNA aminoacylation
Cellular component (GO): cytoplasm
Molecular function (GO): histidine-tRNA ligase activity; ATP binding
Source: RefSeq, a predicted model, not a curated record